Molecule: messenger RNA, 2495 nt
Organism: Branchiostoma belcheri (Belcher's lancelet)
Lineage: Eukaryota; Metazoa; Chordata; Leptocardii; Amphioxiformes; Branchiostomatidae
Product: kelch-like protein 36
Exons: 4
Coding region: 35-1999 (654 amino acids)
Molecular function (GO): protein binding
Source: RefSeq, a predicted model, not a curated record
CCCAACCGCCGGGUGACCUCUUUCUUUAUCUCUCAUGUCCACAAUUUUACCACUGUCAAAAGAUGUUUCGUCUGAAAACGUUGGAAACACCACGAUUGUGAAUCAACACUCUAUCUACAGGUGGAGAGAAGAAGAGAUGGAGAAGGUGAACGAGCGUAAGUUUUCCCUGGCGUCCCAUGGUGCCUCUGUACUCUCCGGCUUUAGAGAACUGUACCGGACAGAGCUGCUGAGUGACGUGUGUCUGGUCGCAGAAAAACGGGAGUUCAGAUCGCACAAGACACUCCUCGCCGCCUGCUGUCCCUACUUCAGAUCCAUGUUUUCCAUAGACCUGAGAGAAAAGGAGGAGACGACGAUUGAAAUGCACGGCACGACCGCUAGAGGGCUUGCCGCCAUACUAGACUUUCUGUACAGCGGAGAUCUCACGUUGAACGACGAGAAUAAGGAGGACGUGUUGUCGACUGCUUGCUAUCUCCAAGUGGAUGCGGUGAUCGACAUGUGCUGCUCUUAUCUAAGGGAGAACAUCCACAUGAAAAACUGCAUCGGGAUCUGGAACCUGGCGUGCGCGCUCAACCUGCACGAGCUGAAGGACUUCGCGGAGAACCACGUGACCAACAACCUGAUCGAAGCGUCGCAAUCGGACGACUUUUUGGAGCUGUCCUGCGAUCAGCUGAUCGUCUUACUCUCAAACGACUGGGUGAAGGCGACGGACCGAGAGCUGUGUGAGAUGUCGGACAAAUGGGUAGCCAGAGAUCCUAAGAGAAGCGAGUACCUGGAUGAAAUUUCCAGCAUCCUGAACAUUGACAGUAUCCCGGCAGAGGACAACUUUGGUAUCCCGGCAACAAGGCCGCUCGGAGGUGAGCACGCUGCCAGGCGACACGAUUCAGUGGAAACUACUACAAGAGAAUCUACGAUCUGCCGGUCAUCGAGAGAAGUGGUUCUGGCGGUGGGAGGCAGGCUGAUGUAUAACGAGCGACCCGCGGUGCAGAGGACAUGCGUCAGCUUCUGUGACGUCAGGUCGCCCGAGGGAGACAAGCCGUGGUACGAGAUGACGCAGAUCCCCAUCAGGAGGAGGAACUACUGCGCAGCCGUCCUGGACGACGAGAUUUACGUCGUCGGCGGGCGGGAGUGGGACAAAGAGGCGCGCGGCUACGACCGCUGGUCCGCUAAUGCGUUCUGUUACAACCUGAGGACAGCAAAAUGGCGGGAAGUUUCGAGCUUGUCGACGAAAAGGAGCUGCUUCUCUAUGGACGCGAUCGAGGGGAACCUCUUCGCCGUCGGAGGGGACGAAGACCAUGAGGACACCAGCAUUCUGUCCUCGGUUGAACGGUUUGAUCCCAUACAGAACCUGUGGUGGCCCUGCUCGGAAAUUCCCGACGGUCGCCGCUGCCAGGCCUCCUGCGUUUACAACAAUCGUCUGUACGUGUCGGGCGGGUGGAUCAAACGCACGGAGGCCGCCUUCUCUCUGACACUGAACGUGAACAUGUCCUGCGUCCCGACCAUGUCGGCAACGGUCUACUGCUACGAGCCGCUCACGGACAUGUGGUCGGAGAGGAGCGCCAUGCACGUGGCCAGGUUCUCCCAUGCCAUGGAGGUGUACAGCGGCAGGAUCUUCGCCAUAGGAGGCUACACGUCGCUCUCGCGGACCCAUAACGAGCCGCUGGACGUUGUGGAGUGCUACAGUCCGGAGCAGGACCAGUGGAGCUUCAUAGAGCCUCUCAGAGUACCGGCUGGCAUGUGCAGCGCCGUGGUCGUGGAGGGAAAAAUCACCGUCCUCGGGGGUGACCAGAGUACCUUUUCUGGUGAGAUGAAUUACGUCAGCAAAGUUCAAGUGUACGACGAGUCGGCCCGUGAGUGGACCGUGAGUAACACCCUCCGGUACCCCGGCCCCGUGCCCGCGCACAAGAUGAUGGUUCCCGGCUCCUUCAUAGAGCCGUUCAGGGUGGAGAAACAUCUAGCUGACCAAGUGGGGCCCAUCGGAGGAGCCAGUCGGACGUUUUGAUGACACUCUUUACACUUCAUCCAUACACAGAUGGUUUUUCACCUCGGUGAAAACAUAACCACGACGUUUCUGCAGUACAUUGCUGAUGUACAACGCCGUGUGUGAUGUGUCAAAUUAUCAUGAUUAUACUGAACCUCUCAACAUUAUGAGCAGAUACACGUAGUGCACUGUGGUUGUAAUGAAGGGUUACGAUCAUUUGUAGUUACAUGUAAUUCUUUCUGAAUAUACUUUAAACGUUUGUGUGAGUGCGCGUUCGAACUUCGAGCGUGGGUUUGUGCGUGCGUUUGUGAGUGUGUGAGUGUGUGUGUGUGAUUUCUUACUGAAAGUUUACUACUCCUAAGCGUUUAGAAAUUAAAAUCCAGUGAAUACAAAAGCUAUGCAAUACAAUGUGUGCAAUGUGUCAAAUUAUCAGUGUACCCCGUACUGUUAUCUCUAAGCCUUUGGGAAGAACGGGUAUUAAGAUGUCUAAGGUCUAAUGUUAUCAUAAAUAAAUCAU